AUGUCAGCGAGACCUUCCGGAUAUUAGUAAUUUAAGGAUGAACAAGUCAAUGUUAAUAUUGUCAAACAAAAACCUGAAGAUGUAUAAGCAGGAACUCUUUGCAAAGGAGGUAAUGCAGAUUUUCCAAUUGAUUAAAUUCCCCCCAACUUUGAAUUGGCUGAGCUUCAUAGCUAAGCUUGGAAUGUAGGCACAACAAAAUUAUCUAAAAGUCAAAAAAGAAAAUUACAACGACACCAAAGUAGUACAUAACAAAACAACCAAGAUGACCUUAUUGGAAAGAUUUGUGAUUGCUGUGCAAGAUAAGUGCCUAAUCACUUGUUAUCGAUAGGUUGCAAUAAUAAGGACUAUUCAUUUUUAGGGGCAGGUAUGCCAUUAUAUUUUGAAUAUAUAAAAUCUUGUAUUUUGAUGCUUUUAAUUAUGUUUGUGACCUCAGGAGAUUAUAAUAUUAUAACCAACAUUGCAUUUGGAACAUCGUGCAAAGCUUUGGAAGAUCAUAAAGGUUAGGAGAUAGAUGAAAAGACAUUUUGCCAAAGAAAUUGGGUUACAGAAUCUUCAUUAGCAAACAAGAGGAAUGGAUCGGAGUUCAUAGAUCUUUAACAGAUGUUAAAUUUAAUAUCAAUGAUAACAUUGAUAAUAUUGUUUUAGUAUUUUAGAAAAGAACAAAGAGCUUUUGAUGCAGAAAUUGAUUCAUAAACACAAUAUGCUUCUGAUUUUACUGUUUUAUUAAAGAAUAUCCCAACAGAUCCAACUGGACUACAAAAUGGCGAUUUUGAUGAUGAUUUAAAAAACUUUAUGGAAUAACAUAUAUCCAAAUACAAAAAACUACAAGAAAUUAUAGAUUACGAAUAGGAUAGAAAGUAGUAUCAAAUUUAAACAAAAAAACCAGUUACAGAAUUGAAGAGAGUUGUUGCUGUGAACUUAUGCUAUAACCUAGAUGAUCAAUACUAAUUGGAAAAAUCAAAGUAAGCAAAAAUAGUCUUGAAGCAAAAGAUAUUAUCUAAUUUGUAUGGUUAAGGCAAAGACCCAUUAAGUUCUGAUGUGAAAUCAGAUCCCUAAGUUAAUUAAAUUGAUAAUGAAAUAUCUGAGAUUGAAAACUAAUUGGAAGCUCUAGAAAAGAGAUUUACAGAAGGAAAGGAUGUCAAGAAUUACUUUUUAGGAUAAGCCUUUGUUACCUUUCAAUGGGAAAAUGAUGUCUAACAAUUACUAGAAGAAUACAAACUUUCUAAGAUUUAAAGAUUAUUUGGAAAGAAAAGUCAAUUAGUUUAUCGAGGUGCCAAUUUGAUUGUAGAAGAACCACCUGAACCUACUGAUGUGUUUUGGGAGAAUCUACACAUUACUACAAAAUCAAAAGUAUUUAGGAGAUUGUUUGGUUAUGCAAUUACAGCUCUUAUUUUAAUUUUAUGUGCAGGAUUAAUCUAUUGGUUGUCAGCCAUAUAAGCUGAGAGUGCUGAAGAAUAAGCCUUGGCAGUUAAAUAAGGAGAUUUAAAACCCAAUAUCAAAGUCAAGAUUAUUGCUUAGGUUGCCUCAAUUUCAAUUAUUGUGAUCAAUGCAUUACUUGCCAUGUUUAUAAAGAACAUAUCACUUUUUGAAAAGUUCUCUACUUAGACAGGUUUUAACAUUAGUUUGGCAAGUAAAUCAAGCAUGGCUUAGUUUAUAAAUACCGCCGUAAUUACUUUUGCUAUUUCUACUUGGGUAACCAAGAAUAUUUAUGGGGCUGGAGGUUUAGUUUAUAAUCAAACUUAUGUGUUUAUUUCUAAUGCGUUCAUCCCAGGUAUUAUACAACUCAUAGAUGCUGGAACAAUCUCUAAAUGGCUAUUUUAAUAUCUAGAAAAGAAAAAAGGAUCGAAAUCAAUCAAAACACAAUAACAAUUACAUGAAUUAUUCGAAAAGCCAGUAUUUGAUAUUUCUACAGCUUAUGCAACUAUUCUGAAAAAUAUGUAUGUCGUUGCAUUCUAUGCUUCAGUCAUACCUCUUGCUUUAGUAAUUACUUGUGUAGCAUUAUUGGUUCACUACUGGGUUGAAAAAUACAAUAUUGCAAGAAGAAGAACAAUUAAAUAUAAUUAUAGUUCUCAAAUGUCAAUAGAAAUGAUAGAAUAAUUAGAGUUAGUCUUGCCUAUCUAUUGUAUGACUAAUUUGUGGUGGGAGUAUGUAUUCUUAGAAUCAAUUUCAACUGAAGCUAUAAUUGGAAUAUGCUUGGGAGUUGGAAAUGCAAUCUUGCCUAUGCAUGAAAUUAAUGAAAGCAUGUUUUCAAUGAAAUCAGAAAUUGAUGAGCACUUACCAAUCUAAGAAGCUGAAACUGGUUUCUUAACAGAUUAUUGCAGAGAAAAUCCAGCUACUGCUGAAACUGCCAGACAAUAAUACAAGAUCAGAGUUGAAAAGCAUAAAUAAUAAAAGUUAAAUAUGGAUAAGAUGUUUGGAGACUAAUGAUAAUAAUAAUUUUAGAACAUUUAUUUUUAAAAUCAGUUUUUUU
Molecule: messenger RNA, 2470 nt
Organism: Paramecium tetraurelia
Lineage: Eukaryota; Ciliophora; Oligohymenophorea; Peniculida; Parameciidae
Exons: 7
Cellular component (GO): plasma membrane
Molecular function (GO): calcium-activated cation channel activity
Source: RefSeq, a predicted model, not a curated record